Messenger RNA from Lentinula edodes (shiitake mushroom), 904 nucleotides. RefSeq names its product HIT-like domain-containing protein. Gene Ontology annotation, biological process: double-strand break repair; single strand break repair. Lineage: Eukaryota; Fungi; Basidiomycota; Agaricomycetes; Agaricales; Omphalotaceae. The record is from RefSeq and is a predicted model, not a curated record. The transcript has 4 exons. Gene Ontology annotation, molecular function: DNA 5'-adenosine monophosphate hydrolase activity; single-strand break-containing DNA binding; double-stranded RNA binding. Gene Ontology annotation, cellular component: nucleus. Bases 5 to 766 code for a protein of 253 amino acids.
ACAGAUGUCAAAUCUCUUCAUUCUUCGAAAUUACGCUCAAAAAGUGCCCUCUACCAUACCUUCAUCUAUCCUGUUCUCCAGCUCUUCCAAAUCUCUCACAAUCUAUGAUAGUUUUCCCAAGUCUAUUUUUCACUUUCUCGUCCUGCCUCGGGUGCAAUCAGGAUCAUCGAUAGACAUAGAUGACUUGGAGAGUCUCAAGACUCUGUUUGCGCGCGACAAGGAAGAGGCCAAAACAAUUUUGAACGCACUCAAUGAGGAUGCACAGGGGGUCAAGUGCGAAAUUGAGCAAGAGAUGCAGACACGGUAUGGAUUCAAAUGGCCUAUUUGGAUUGGCUUUCACGGUGCUCCCUCAAUGCACCACCUACAUCUUCAUGUGAUAUCUUCCGAUCUCUGCUCGGAGAGACUGAAGAACAAGAAGCACUACAACUCCUUCCAUCCGAAAUUAGGCUUUUUCCUUCACAUCGAUGAUGUACUCUCUUGGUUCGAUAGCGAACCUUCCUAUUACCGAGAGAUGGUUCAAUUAGACCAGAAAGCAUACGAGAAGCUUUUGAAAGAAGAUUUGGUCUGUUGGAAGUGUGAGGCCCCGAUGAAAAACAUACCGACAUUGAAAGCACACUUACAGGAGGAGUGGAAUGAAGUAUCCAAGCGAGAAAAGCGGAGGGCGGAGAGGAAAAGAAAACAAGAAGAGAAACAGUUGCUAGAAACCGCUGAUGACUCGACGAGUGAAUUCGAACGCACUGAGAAGAAAGUCAAGCUAGACAGCUGAAUUACUAUCAUCGUAGCGGAUACGCAUGCAUGCAAGAUGGUUACUUAUGUACGAUUUGGUACACAGUGAUCUUUACACAAGUUCUUUGGGUCAACUUCUGCGCUUGUCUACAAAUGAUAGAUACUAAUUUACAAGCAU